UUAUAUUACAAAUUCUUUUUAGGGCAUGAGAGGGACUGUGUGUUGAAGGGCAUGCUGUGGUGCCAACAAAUGCAGAAUGGACCAACCCCGCGGUGCUCCAAGCAGAUGACCCAGAUGAGUCGGAGAAUGUCCCAGAACAAGCUCACGAAGGUCAAGCAGCGCCUCAAGGAAAAUGACUUGACAGUCAGGAAGAAACAGAGUGGCGGCCGCAGCAACUACAGCAUAGCCCUGACCACCGCCGAGGAGGACGCCAUUGUCCGAUUCCUGUGCGGCUAUACCGGGGACAAUGCCCUUGUUCUUUCCGGCAGGCCGCUGUCCUUCUCAACGGAUGAUGUGAUGCUCCUUCCUUCUUCCCACACAGAGAACUUUGUUUUUGAGCAGUAUUGCUCAGCCGAAAGGUCUGCUGGUAUUUACAACUGUUGUGGAAAAUGAUUUCAUUUUCUCAAUAUUGUGUCGCUGUAGACUGAUCGUACAUAUUCCUAGUGCCUUGUUUGAUUUUGAGUUUUGCAUUUAAGUUACCUUAUCUUUUCAUUGUGAACACAGCACAAUUUUACAUGAAUAAGCAGUCUCAUUUAAAACCUAGUUUCUGGAACCGCAGCCUUUUCCAGACUGCAAACCUUAAAUCAACGACUUAAUCACCUUCAUUCCCUGUAUAAGGUUAAAGUACUGUCCUACUACAGACUGGUUAGGGAACCGGUGGAGCUUUUAUUUUUAUUCACGGAAUUUUUAAAAUUACACAUC
Molecule: messenger RNA, 741 nt
Organism: Aplysia californica (California sea hare)
Lineage: Eukaryota; Metazoa; Mollusca; Gastropoda; Aplysiida; Aplysiidae
Exons: 2
Coding region: 52-432 (126 amino acids)
Source: RefSeq, a predicted model, not a curated record